This is a messenger RNA of Dermacentor albipictus, 8408 nucleotides long. RefSeq lists its product as uncharacterized. NCBI's taxonomy places the organism in Eukaryota, Metazoa, Arthropoda, Arachnida, Ixodida, Ixodidae. The record is from RefSeq and is a predicted model, not a curated record.
UUUGCUGUUUCUCAUGGGUUGACAUGGACAGCACUUGGCGACCUAGCGAAGCUGAUAAACUUUAUCGUGGGUACAAAUGCAUUGCCUCAGAGCAAAUUCGCUUUUCGGAAGCUCUGGGCAACGGACAUGCAUGAUGUUGUGCAGCAUCACUUUUAUUGUGAGCCAUGCAAACGCGUCAUGACAACGCAUGGCAAUUCCUCUGAGUGCAGCAGCUGUCACAGUGUGAGAACUACCCAGUCAUUGAAAAAGGAAGGUAGCUUUUUCUUCAUUCUUAACCUGGCAACGCAACUCAGCCAUAUGAUCGAACGGACCAAAGAGGAACUGCAUGAAAGCCUUGAAGCACUUAAACAGCCGUCAUCAACAAUCACUGAUAUUACGAAAGGCCACUGCGACAGCAAACUGAGGGAAGAACAGAACCUAUGCCCUGAUGAUUUGACACUGACAAUAAAUACUGAUGGGAGCCCUGUAUGGAAAUCUUCGAAGACGACAGUGUGGCCCCUGCAAUUUAUUGUUAAUGAACUGCCACCACACUUGCGAUUUAAGCACCCGGUUCUCGCUGGGCUGUGGUUCGGCAGAAAACAUCCUGAAAUGCAACUGUUCCUUCAGCACUUUGCGAAUGAAGUGAACAGCACAGGGGUAGUGAACUGGGCUCACAAAGGCGACAUUCAUGUGUCAAAGCCUUAUGUAUUGUGCGUCUCCGUUGAUGCACCUGCAAGGGCAUCAGUGCAGAACAUGGUCACUUUCAAUGGAUAUUUUGGUUGCACAUGGUGCCUGAGUCCAGGAGAGCACCGGGAAGGGAGCAUGCGCUACACAUUGGUGUCACCGAUUGAACAGAGAACUUCAGACCGUGUCAAGAGUGAGAUGCAUCUGGCAAGCAGGAUUAAAGACACCAUCAAUGGCUUAAAGGGACCAUCGGCCUUGAUGAACCUGAAAGGUCUGGACCUUGUGAACGGAUACAGCGUUGAAUAUAUGCACUGCGUACUACAAGGUGUUGCAAAGCAGCUGACGGAAACAAUUCUAUCAAGUUCGAACUCUGAUCAGCGUUUCUAUUCUGGUGCACCAUCAGCACUUUCCCGAAUAGAUCUGCGGCUGCUCUCCAUCAAGCCACCUCACUGCAUCGCACGACUGCCACGGUCCAUUCAAGAGAGAAGCCAUUGGAAGGCAUCUGAAUGGAGGCACUGGCUCCUUUUCUAUGCCUUGCCUUGCCUUAAUGAGAUUCUUCCUCAAGAGUACUGGAGGCACCUCUCCAAGCUUUGCGAGGCUAUAUAUAUGCUGCUUCAAGAGGAACUUACCAGUUUCGAAAUUGACAAAGCCGAGUCUCUUCUGAGGAACUUCGUGUCGAGGUGCGAGGCAUUAUAUGGUGUGACAUUCAUGACGUAUAAUGUCCAUGCACUCCUCCACCUUGGAAACUGCACCCGCUCCCUUGGGCCCCUUUGGGCACAUUCUGCAUUCGUGUUUGAAGGGGGAAAUGGAUACACCGUGCGGCAGAUUUCUGCAGCAAAGGGCCUUCCAGACCAAAUUAUAGAGCGGAUCAUCAUGUUUCAGCAGCUACAGUGUGUACUUCAAAGCCCACUUCUACUUUCUGAAGAAAAAAGGUUGUGCAAUGGUUUCCUCGGAUAUGCACCGGUAAAAAACUUUUUCCGGGUUGAUGGCCUAUCGCUCUUGGGCAUAGGUAAAAACACAGUGCUAAGUGCUGAAGAGCAAGAUGCAGUGUAUUAUCGGUGUGAAGUGGCUGUGUCCUCUGCUGUGGAAUAUGAGCGGUUUGUACAAAAUAAGCAAGUUUUCCACAGCACUAGAUUCAGAAGACCAUCAAAAUCGGAUACAACCUUUGUGCGGACAGACGCUGGGUGCUAUGCACGAAUUGAGAAGAUAGUUGUGCUUGAAGAGACAGGCCGCUGCGUUGUCAUCUGCAGACCUGUGAUCAUAGCAGACAUUCGUGCCAUUCCUCCUCACAUAAAUGAGUGCUUCCUUUCAUGUGAUGGAACACGCAGUGCGUUCUUCCCUGAAGAAAUUGUUGACAGCUGUUUGUGCAUAGACUUUGUGCAAGAAGAUAAGAUGUUCAUUUGUGACCUUCCAAACAAGAUCGAAAGGGAUUAAGGGGACACUAAAGAGAAAUAUGAAUUAAGCUGUGUUAGUAAAUAACCAUUCCUCAUUACCUAACUGAAGUGUCUAAAGCUACGGCAAAAUGGCAGAUCCAUAAGGUGCACGCUCUUAACGCAACUGCGUCCCGCAAAGCUCCUCACUGCUUAUCACACAUGUAUACCACCCCUUUAUCUCAUAUGCGAGGUAAAAUCCUGCACAAAUAAGAGCAAGCAGUACGUACUGCAGUGAACUUCGAUGCCAAUCAGUGCUAGCGCAGAGGAGGGCUUGCUAUUGUAACGAAAGAGGCAUUUACAAGUGGCUCUGGCUGGUAAAUACGUUAUAAAUAAAAGGCCAGGAAAGAAUAUGCGUAAACCACACAAAAAUGUGCCUUCAAGAUACCCAACAGCUUUAGUUAGCAGUUAAUAUUACAACUGGAGAUGCAGCUCAUGAAACUUCAAUGGUAUCGUAGCAGUAGUAUCUCGAAUUCUCACGCUGCUGUCUAGGGUUCGAUUUUUCGUCGCAGAUUAUUUUGACGGUUUAUUUUUUCCUUUUUUUUUUCUUGCUUUCCUUGCUUUAAAUAUGUUGCCGUGAAAGCACGCAUCAAUGCUAUGAAAGCAGAUGUAGCAGAUGUUAUUGCAAUGUCGAGCACAUCAACCUAUGUGGGCUGCGCUGAAACAGGCAUAUAUGUAAUGUUGUACUUUAAUGUGCAGAAUAAGUGUUAACACGAGACAAGCAUCUAUUUAGCUGUUCAGCAUACUUGUGCUUGAUGUAUCCUAACAGUAAACAAGGCAUAAUCACUAAGAAAUCUCACAUGUACUUCUAAAGUAGUGCCGGAUUUGUCUAACAUACCUGUCAAGGAAUUGGUGGGAGACGCAGGAUGUACAUUUAGUUACAACUUACCAAGAAAGCACUCAUGCAUCAGAACAUGCUAUACGUGCCUGGACAGAUGUAAAGUAGCGAUGCUGUUUUAAAUUUUUCGCACCAGCUUGCCACGACGUUAUAGAAUUCGACGUCUGCUCGAGCCUAAUGGAUAUUUCUGUAAAUAUACAUGCAUUAAUCGUUUUCUGAAAGCCGAUGACAGAAUUCACGAAAUUUCAAGACUGCUGAAUUACAAUGGCUGUAAUACAAACCAAUGCUUUGCAAUCUGUGAUGUCACACUGAUGUCUGGACAUGGUGUUUCAUUGUAAAAUUCAAAAAGGAAACGGAUCAUCAUUUUUUCUUUUAAUGAUCACCCUAGCUGUCACUGCAAAAUCAAUGAAACUAGUCUUUUCAAGACACUUAAUCAUCCUGAGCUGAUUCAGUAUAUCUCUUUAUUGUUCUUUUAAUGUCCCAGGGUAGGCCAUGCAUUGGCACCUGCCAUGCAAGUUUAUGUAUAAGGCCGUUUUUCUCGAAACACAUUUUUUCUUUUAUAUAAUACCAAGCGUCUUAAUGUUUGUCAUUUUAUUCAUCUUUCAGGUUCUUGUCCCUAUUUUUUUAAAGCAAAGAUAGUGCUGUUGGAAAAUUUGAUCAUCCUAUGAAUCUUUCAAAGCCAACUUUUUUUAAGUUGCAGGGUGUACAUAUGCUUCUAGUAGAAAAGUUAAUAUGUACAUAUAUAGUUGGAGGUCUCUGAGCCAGCAGCCAAGAUUUUCCGGUGAUUACAAAACAUGUUCCUAGCUUCUCUAGCUCUACUUUUUUCUGUUCCCCUGCUUCAUGUUCUACUUUGCGCCAGCAACAAUAUGUGUCGCACCAACUUGCCCAAGAACAAGUUCUUUUGGAGUACUUUCCAGUGACCUCACAUCCAUUGGCCACACUGUCUCUGUAGCCACCAAAGACAGCAUCUACCGAAUUCUGCCAAGGGGGAUGCUCAAACAGUGUCUCUGAAAGUAACGAGGGUACUGGUCUGGGCGAGUUCGUAGUAUUACAUAAAAAUAGUUGUUGUGCGCAAACUGAAUGACGAAGGACAGGAAUUAGACGAGCACAAGCACAAUUUACUGUAACGUGCAGCACGCUCCGACAGGUCCGUCUACGCACAAUGCAAUCUCAGACCACCAUGGAUCUGUUUCCGUCGUGGCUGUCUCCAUAGAUUAUCAACUUCCUGUUGUGACAACCCCAAUGAGGCCGUGCUGACACACUCAUUCUCUAGUUGGAUUAUCUCGGCCGCCUUUAUGGUCUCUCGUGUCGGUCCGAUUCCUGUGUUUAGCAACCACCAAGCAAUCUUCGAAUGCUGGCAGACACCCUUAAUCCCUGCAAUGCACUCCUAAAUGCCCUUGUACUGAUCUGUACAUGGUUAUGGUGUUCAUAAAGCCUAUCAUUUAAACAUCUUCCCGUCUGCAUUAUGUAUGUCUUUCCACACGAAAUCCUCUAAUUCCUGUCCUUUGUCAUUUAGUUUGUGCACAACUGUUUAUUUUCAUAAAGUGUUGGAAAUGUAAUGUGGUGCCGCAUAACAUGGUACGCGUUAGUGACCACUGAAGUGGGAGGUAGUGAAGAAAGGCAAAAUUCGGCUGGGCUGACCCUGUACCGGUCGUCAACCAUCCUAAUUCACAUGCGUCAUAUCUUCGAAGCAAACACCUUUUGCAUGAAAAUAUUGUGUGUUAAAACAGUAUAUUUGGGUUGUUAUCCUUCCUUUCUUCAUAACUUUCUCUAAGGAGAGAGCGGGAAUUCGAAUUUUACCUGUCUCAAUAUUUUCUCCAAGAUACUUUUUGUAAUUUCCACAACUUUGUAUGUAACUACAGGAUGUUUCAGCAAUAUAUUGUGUUUUGUAUAGUAAUGGUCCACUUUUGCACAUUUUUUGUAUGGGCAACAUAAGAAAAAGUAUGGGGCUUACAUUUGUGUUCUCCCUUGCCUUUGUUUUUGAGUUGCUGUCUUGUUACCAGUUACUUAUACAUCCCCUGUUUUGAGUUGUGGAAUGUAAUACAAAGAGUUCACUUUCCACCACUUUAUUGUAGUAGAACAGGUGUUUCAUUUUUUGUAUAAGGGGACAUUGCACUAGUGUGUCAAAAAGGACGUGGACAGGAGCAUGAAAAAAGACACACCGAACGCUAGACGUCAACUGGCUUUAAGAAGGACAAAAUAUAUACGCAAAAGUAUGCAUGCUACAUGAUCAAUCCCUGAAGCACAUGCCCAAUGGCACCAUAUUGUGCAAGAAUUUUAUUUCCUUUGCUGUCAAAGAUAAGUUAGGUUUGCUGACACAGGCGUUUUUUGUGAUAAGUAAGGAAGGCGUCAAGUAUUUCACGCUCUCUGAUGUGUGCUAGAAGUAAUCACUUGAGUCUUAUCAAAGAGCGGCGUGCAUGCAUUCUCACAACGCUUGCAAUGUGCCGCCUUGUGUCCAGAUCCUGAUGGUGCAAUGACAAGCAGCUUGUGCUCCAUUAGGCGAACGUUGAUACACCGGCCUGUUUGGCCAAUGUAGCACCUUCCGCAUGACAUCAGAAUUCUGUAAACUACAUUUGUCCUGCAUUUCACAUAAGGCAGUUCAUGUUUAAUUAGGCAAGGUUGUUUACUGUGAAUGGCGCCACUGACAACUUUGCAGUUUCCCGAGUUUAUCGGUGCCAUGAGCACAACUCGGACAUUGUAUUUCUCCGCCACCUUUUUAAGGCGGUGCGUCAGCUGGUGAAUAUAGGACACUGCCAUGCAUCUAGCCUGCUCAAGAGCUUGUUGCUCAAUCGUCGACGCCUGAUCACCAGCUUUAACCACUCUUGUCAGGCCUUCAGCCACGGACACCACAAGUUCCCUAGGGAACCCUGCCUUUGUCGGGCGAACUGCCUGUGUAUAUGCAUUUUCCAUGAACCUUGUGUGAGCAGGACUCGUCCAGGGCAACACAUAGGCAUGUCUUGGCGAUCCCUCUCUUUGCGAAUUUGGAGUGGACCCAAUCAAAAUUCAGUACACUCUUUUUCGACCUUGGCUGGUACAUAUAAACGUGCGAGUCAUUGAAGGAAAACCGAACAUCCAAGAACUGUAAGCUACCCUUGUUAAGCUCAUGGGUGAAGGUCAGACGUUGAGCGCAUGACUCGCCAUGUUCUCAACACCUUCACCAAUGUGCGCGACAACCAGAAAGUCAUCGACGUACCUAAAAAUUUUAAAAAUUUGGUUGUCUUCAAGGCAGCUUCAAUAUGUGUCCAAGCCAGCUAAAAACAAUUCACUCGGCACGGAGGUGAUGCGUGAGCCUAUGCACACUCCCUUGCACUGAAUGAAUCUACCACGCUCGAAAUUUACAAAGUAGCAGAAAGAUAAAGCUCUAAAAGCAUUAAAAAAAUGUUACAUAGGAAUACCUGCAUCGUUUUGGAAGCCCACAGUUCCAGACGAUUCAGUACUGACCUUCACUCGCUAAAAUAUCGCUCUGACAAAUAGAAUAAAACGUCUGCAAUAUGUCAAUCGAAGAAGUUAAGUUAGCUUCAAAUGACCUUCCUUCAUGAGAGAAACAAUCAGUUAUAACCCUUGAAUUACACACUCUGAGCGGGUAAACAAUUGGAAGGCGCGUCAAACUUUUUUGGAGGAAUUUGGAAAGAAUACUGUGCUAAGAACCUGCCUCGGUGACUUGAAUGUAGGGUAACCUCUGGUUUGUGAGUUUUGGCCGAGAAGAAUACAGUCAAGCCAUUUCUAUCGACCCCUUCCAUAUUUUUCUGAAGAUUAUAGCCAGAUUCAGCUUUUUGCUAAGGGAAAUUUUGUGCUUAAUUCUUGAACUUUGCCGCAGUUGAAUGCGUUUGCACAAAAUUCUUCGAUAUAGCCUCAAGUGCCUUCUCUUGAAACAGCUCUUUUGGCAUCACUACAAACCCACCCUCCUAAUUAGUAAGAUCAUUAGAAAUUAAAUAGUCAACACUAGCUUUCACAUUCAGCUUGGACUUCCCAGAAUAGAAAUUGCCACUUAGGAGGCAGUCCACACCUUCCGACAUACGCUGACUUUUCUCCUCAUGGCUGAUUUGUAUUGAUAAGGCUACUUAUUCUUUAUGAAACAUCUCACCUAAUUGCAAUAAAAUAUGUAAUACUACAAAAUGAAUACUAAAAUUGCUGCUACAGAAGCUGUGGCACAUCAUAUGCACAUCUCUGCAAUCACUCGGUAUUUAGGUGGCAGUUAACAUUUAAAAGUAGCCUUUGAACAACAAAUGCACCAAGUGUAAUUCUUUAUAACUCUUGCCCCCAUUCAAUGAAUACAAAAAUUCACAUUAGCAUGUCUCGAUAGGUGUGUACAGUGCUAGCUAGAGCCUUGACCAUCAAGUAUCAAGGUUUGCCUUUCAGCAGACACUUCGCCUUUCAAAAGAGCAUUUUUGCAAUAGUGCAGCUCUUCAGAAUUAGCUUGACAAAAGGGCACAUCAUUCGAUGUGUAGGACAACUGGUGACCUAUUGCAAUAUAGGAAAUGGGCAUGUCAUAGAAUGCAUAGGACGGACUAUUUGUGGUCCAUUGCAAUAGCAGAAUUUGAUUUUCAAAAAGAUGGAAAUGCAGUCAAUGGUGACAGCAUUGCACAGAAUUGUAUUAUGAGAUUGUGGUUAAAGAAAAUUGGGGGCCAUUGGGUAGGUUGGGAUUAUGCAUGAAAUUGGAUGUUGCAGAGGCCUCUAUGCACUAUAGUGGAUUCUGCCUAACCAAGAUGUGUAGAUGAAUGUUAACAAAAUGCAUAGUCUAAGUUGUGCUUUGUUGGAAAUGCAUAUGAUGGUAUGUCUAUAGCACAUUUAAUAACGGAAAAAGAAGCAAGAAAACAAAUACAGUUAUCCUAUAGCCGGGAAAAAUUACCUUCUAAAAGUAAUUCUAUAUUCCCUAAAUAUGUUGCACUUCAAGAAUAAUUAAUAUUCUGUUGCAUAUGCAGCUACUUGUUAUUGCUGAUUAAGCUUUGCAAAAACUAUGGAUUUUAAUUUAAAGAUAUUUCUACUCAUCUUGCAGUUAAAUGGCAUGCAUUUAACAAAGUAUAGGAUAUGUGCUAAGCUUGCUGUACAAGGCCAAUUUAUCACUACAUCUUCUCUCGUAAAGUCUGCAUGGUUCCAUAUUUAGCAUGCUGCACAAAACAAGGUGCUGGAUUUGCUUUAUUGUGUACCUUCAUAAAGAUAUAUUUUUUCUGGUGGGUUGUUUUUUUUCCUUAAUUGGAGCAAUGCACUACUACAUCGUAAUGUAGUGCUUAGUGGAAUAGCAUAUGCCUAAUCACUGAAACCAAUGCUUUAAUUCAUGAUUGGAGUGUAAUGCUUUGUCUUGUAUAAUGUAUGUUGUAUAGCUUGUUGAUUGACGGUUGCAUUCCUGCUAUGUACACAGGAAAAGCUACUGCAAUAUCUGGGCCCUCCUCCAUUGCAUCGACGAGCAAGAAUAAUUCGUUUGAAAUGUAGCAUAUUUGAAUUGUGGAUCAUUAAUUACUGUACAGUGCCUCAAUAAA